AUGAGGAGUACCACCCUGUUGGUGCUGCUGUUCACGCUGCUUGCAGCGUGCUUGCCUUUGGUGUACGCAGCAGCACUUCCAAACCCGGACGAGUGGACCAACACCAACUACUUUAAACAGAUCGAUCUCGCCGGUUCCACAUCGUAUACGCUCACCACGCUCAACGUCAAGCCAAAAUCCUCGAAUUCGACUGCCGCUAGUGGCACUAGCGCGUCGACGUUGCCGUACCACUUUCUGCUGAGCGCACACGAGGCACAGCAUCUAUCGUGGAGUCGAUUGACGGUCAAGCCUGCGCUCGAUUCGGAACUCGCUUCGACCUCCGAGUUGAAGGGUGGUGCUCGACCGGUCAUCUCGCUGCAACGCCUGGGCGAGGUCGACGGCGAUGCGUACAAGAGUGUGCUGUUCGAGGCGCAAAUUCCGACCACGGUUCUGGGCGCAGACGGUGCAACGCUUUCACUGGAAACGGCUCUCAAUCACAUCACUCUUCCGUUGCCAAGUACGGUCAAGCAGACGGAUCCGCAGCUGUUCUUGUGGUCAGGAGAUGCUGCCGUCCGCUCUCCCUACACGACUGAAAACGCAAGGAUCAAGGUCAAAGCAGCUUCGCCCAACAUCCUAUCCUUCACACCGUCCGACGCGACCAAGUCCGGGUCGAUCGUCACGUACGGUCCGUUUGAAAACGUUGCCGCGUUCGUUGCCAACACUGCCACCGAUCAAGGCACCGUGCACUUCCAAGCAGACACACCACGAGCAACGAUUGUGUCUCUGGAUCGAACCGCCGAGAUCAGCCACUGGGGCGACGCGCUCUCGAUCACCGACCGAAUCCUCCUGCGCAAUUCCGGUCCGACGCUCAAAGGCCAUUUUUCGCGAAUCGAACACCAGAUGGCUUCCUUCUACAAACGCGGUGCGGGCUCGGCGCUCUCUUCGCUCUCGUUCACGCUGCCUGCCGGCGUCAAGGAUGCUUGGUUCAUCGACCAGAUUGGAAACGUCUCGACAUCUCGAUUCCGCGCAUCGAAACCCAACGCGGAGCUGGUGACGCUCUCCACUGGUGUACCCACCUCACAGGCGGUGGCGUCCAAAAUGUCGCUGCUUGAACUGCAACCGAGGUUCCCGCUGCUUGGCGGAUGGAACUACACGUUUAGCAUCGGCUACACUCUUGCGCUGUCUACAGGCUGGACGAAACGCAUCGCGGGUACACAUGAGUACGUCACCGCGGUGCCACUGUUCACGCCGUUGAAGGAUGUCGCGGCGGAUUGCGUGUCGACGACCAUCGUGCUCCCCGAACGCUCGACGCGCAUCUCGAUCCAACUGCCGUUUGACAUGGACACUGUCGAUCACAGCAUCACAAAGACGUACCUCGACACCAUCGGUCGUCCAGCACUCAAGGUGCACAAGCAAAACUGCUCGCCUCAUCACGCACAGCUUGUAUACGUCAAGUACACUUUGUCGCACACAGCCAACAUGUCCAAGGUCGCCGCAGUCGCUGCAGUGACAGCCUUGCUAUUCCUCGCCACCGCCGUCCUGCAGAGAGUGCAGACCAACAUUGGUUGA
Mycosarcoma maydis (corn smut) is the source of this 1548-nucleotide messenger RNA. Its product is annotated as dolichyl-diphosphooligosaccharide--protein glycotransferase subunit OST1. NCBI's taxonomy places the organism in Eukaryota, Fungi, Basidiomycota, Ustilaginomycetes, Ustilaginales. The record is from RefSeq and is a predicted model, not a curated record. Gene Ontology annotation, cellular component: oligosaccharyltransferase complex; membrane. Bases 1 to 1548 code for a protein of 515 amino acids. The transcript has a single exon.